CGUUGCGUGAUUUGAUCCUUCCGGCUCGCUGUAGUAUUGAUGUGGCCAAGUCAGUCAGGUUCCACGUCAUUCGGAAGGAUCAGGAUCUCUCCAGACACGGAUGCGUAUACAGAAGAAGAGAGAGACCUAAGCCCUGCUUGAAAGGAAACCUCAUAGGCAUUCUCUCUGAGUGGAGUCUCUUGAAGAGAUACAGAGCUGACAUCAUGACGGCCGCAGAGAAUGUGUGUUACACUCUCAUCAACGUCACCAAUGACUCUGAACCACCAUCAGAAGUCAGCUUAAAAACUGAUUUAGAAAAGGGGGAAAUCAAAGCCAAGACUGAGGCUUUGAAGAAGGUUAUCAUCAUGAUCCUAAAUGGAGAGAAGCUUCCAGGCCUAUUAAUGACCAUUAUUCGGUUUGUGCUGCCUCUUCAGGACCACACAAUUAAGAAACUAUUACUAGUUUUUUGGGAGAUUGUUCCCAAAACUACUCCUGAUGGCAAACUUCUUCAGGAGAUGAUCUUGGUCUGUGAUGCCUACAGGAAGGAUCUCCAGCAUCCCAAUGAGUUCAUCCGUGGCUCCACUCUGCGCUUCCUGUGCAAGCUGAAGGAAUCUGAGCUGCUGGAGCCGCUCAUGCCAGCAAUCCGUGCCUGUCUGGAGCAUCGUCACAGCUAUGUACGCCGCAAUGCAGUCCUGGCCAUCUACACUAUCUACAGGAACUUUGAGCACUUGAUUCCAGACGCUCCUGAGUUGAUUCAUGACUUUCUUGUAAAUGAGAAAGAUGCAAGCUGCAAGAGAAAUGCUUUUAUGAUGCUGAUUCAUGCAGAUCAGGAUAGAGCUUUGGACUACCUUAGCACCUGUAUUGAUCAGGUGCAUACUUUUGGAGACAUUCUACAGCUUGUCAUUGUGGAACUGAUUUAUAAGGUCUGCCAUGCCAAUCCCUCAGAGAGAGCUCGUUUUAUCCGUUGUAUCUACAACCUGCUGCAGUCAUCCAGUCCUGCUGUAAAAUAUGAAGCAGCUGGAACUCUGGUUACCCUGUCUAGCGCCCCCACCGCCAUCAAGGCUGCUGCUCAGUGCUACAUUGAUCUAAUCAUUAAAGAGAGUGACAACAAUGUCAAGCUCAUUGUUCUGGACAGACUGAUCGAGCUGAAGGAACACCCCACACAUGAGCGUGUGCUGCAGGAUCUUGUGAUGGAUAUUCUGAGGGUUUUGACCACUCCUGAUCUUGAGGUCCGCAAGAAGACCCUACAGCUAGCCCUGGACCUGGUGUCAUCCCGCAAUGUAGAGGAGCUGGUUAUAGUUUUAAAGAAAGAAGUCAUCAAAACCAACAAUGUGACUGAGCAUGAGGACACAGACAAGUACAGGCAGCUGCUUGUUCGCACUCUCCACUCCUGUAGUGUGCGCUUCCCUGACAUGGCAGCCAAUGUCAUCCCUGUGCUGAUGGAGUUCCUGAGUGACACUAACGAGGCGGCUGCAGCGGAUGUGCUGGAGUUUGUGCGUGAGGCGAUUCAGAGGUUUGACAACCUUAGGCCUCUCAUCAUUGAGAAGAUGCUAGAGGUCUUUCACGCUAUCAAGACAGUCAAGAUUUACAGAGGAGCACUGUGGAUUUUGGGUGAAUACUGCAGCACUAAAGAGGACAUCCAGAGUGUCAUGACAGAAGUCCGCAGAUCUUUGGGAGAGAUCCCAAUUGUUGAAAAUGAGUUGAAGAAGGAGGCUGGAGAGGUAAAACCUGAGGAGGAGGUGACUGCAGCUCCAGCUCCUAAGCUGGUGACAGAAAUGGGCACUUACGUCACUCAGAGUGCCCUGAGCACCUCCAGACCAUCCAAAAAAGAAGAGGACAGGCCUCCACUGAGGGGUUUUCUGAUGGAUGGAGACUUUUACGUUGCUGCCUCAUUGGCCACCACCCUCACCAAAGUGGCCUUGCGCUAUGUUGCCCUUGCCGAGGACAAAAAAAGGCAAAAUUCAUUUGUGGCAGAGGCCAUGCUGAUCAUGGCCACUGUGCUCCAUCUGGGCAAGUCGUCUCUACCCAAGAAGCCCAUCACCGAUGAUGACGUGGACCGGAUCUCACUGUGCCUCAAAGUCCUGUCCGAGUGCUCGCCCCUCAUGAACGACAUCUUCAACAAGGAAUGCCGCAGAUCCCUGUCACAUAUGCUUGCAGUCAGACUGGAGGAGGAGAAACUGUCUCAGAAGAAAGAGUCUGAGAAGCGCAACGUAACGGUUCAGGCAGAUGAUCCCAUCUCCUUCAUGCAGCUGACCGCUAAGAAUGAGAUGACAUCCAAAGAGGAUCAAUUUCAGCUCAGUCUGCUAGCAGCUAUGGGCAAUACUCAAAGGAAAGAAGCCGCGGACCCUCUGGCCUCCAAACUUAAUAAGGUCACUCAGUUGACUGGUUUCUCAGAUCCAGUGUACGCAGAAGCUUAUGUCCACGUCAAUCAGUAUGACAUCGUCCUGGAUGUCCUGGUUGUUAAUCAGACUAGCGACACCUUACAGAACUGUACCCUGGAGCUGGCAACACUUGGUGAUCUUAAAUUGGUUGAGAAACCGUCUCCUCUUACAUUGGCUCCUCAUGACUUUGCCAACAUCAAAGCCAACGUGAAAGUGGCCUCCACAGAGAACGGCAUCAUAUUUGGAAACAUAGUAUAUGAUGUAUCAGGAGCUGCCAGUGACAGGAACUGCGUAGUCCUCAGCGACAUUCACAUUGACAUAAUGGACUACAUUCAGCCGGCAUCCUGCACAGAUGCUGAGUUCAGACAGAUGUGGGCUGAAUUUGAAUGGGAAAAUAAGGUUACCGUCAACACCAACAUCACAGAUCUGAACGAUUAUCUCCAACACAUUCUUAAAUCCACCAACAUGAAGUGCUUGACCCCAGAGAAGGCCCUGUCCGGCAUCUGUGGCUUUAUGGCAGCAAAUCUCUAUGCCCGCUCUAUAUUUGGAGAAGAUGCCCUUGCAAACGUCAGCAUCGAAAAGCCAAUCCACAUGGGACCUGAUGCCCCAGUCAAUGGCCAUAUUCGCAUCAGAGCCAAAAGCCAGGGUAUGGCUUUGAGUCUGGGCGACAAGAUCAACCUUUCUCAGAAGAAGUCCGUCUCGUAAAUUUGAGAGACUGAGGCCAUCGAGACGAGAUUGAACGAAAAAGCGCUAUGGCUAUUCCUAUGUCUUGUCUUUUUUCUCUAUCGCUUGUUUGUGUCUCUUCAGACUGCCGUACACAUGCAGUGCUCUGUGGCCAAGAUCUAAGCUCUUCAAUCCCUCAAACUAUGUCUGAAGGGGAUCAUUUUGACAUUUUCUACCAGCACGAUUCUUCUUAACUGCUCUAAAAGGGUUUUGACCCUGUUAAUCUGUAAUCUGUUUCAAUAAACAUUGCACACCAUA
Messenger RNA from Labeo rohita (rohu), 3341 nucleotides. RefSeq names its product COPI coat complex subunit beta 1 (gene copb1). The record is from RefSeq and is a predicted model, not a curated record. The coding region runs from base 204 to 3065 and encodes 953 amino acids. The transcript is spliced from 22 exons. Gene Ontology annotation, cellular component: cytoplasm; COPI vesicle coat. Gene Ontology annotation, biological process: intracellular protein transport; intra-Golgi vesicle-mediated transport; endoplasmic reticulum to Golgi vesicle-mediated transport. Gene Ontology annotation, molecular function: structural molecule activity. NCBI's taxonomy places the organism in Eukaryota, Metazoa, Chordata, Actinopteri, Cypriniformes, Cyprinidae.